CGGACACCUCUCCCCCUUCAUUUUCCACCAUUUCCAGCACACGUGGUUGCUCACAAUCGCGCUCGCAGGCAUCGUGAUCGGAUGCCUGCUCCCUCCCUCUCACCACCACCUCGCCACCCUCGCCCCACACCACACCCUCCCCCCUCAUCUCUAUCGCCUUGGCGACAUCAACCAUCCCCCCACACGCACUAUCCCUAUCUCAAGGUGGUGGCAUGGGCCCCAUCCGCGACCCCCAACCCGCGCGCGCUUCCAAGCGCGGCAUCAAUUCCCCCGCCCCUCAAAAGCGUCGCCCUUUCCAGCACCGCCUCCCUUACCCCUCUCACGUGGACGGCAAUGAUACUCGCCUGCGCGUCAUGCGCAGAUAUAGCGCGCUCGACCUCCCCCUUCCCCCAUCCCCACCCCCACCUUGGCUUGCGGCCGGAGCCGUGGUGGGGUGUUGGAUACCACUCGCCCACACCCUUCCCUACCCCCUACCUAACGCGUGCUCGGUCGUGCCCGCUUGCGCAGGCUCGAUGACACGUGUCACGCUGGCGAAAUUUUUCGUCGGCGCGUUUUUACUCUUUUUCUCUACCUCCCGCGUUUCCUAGCGCUUUCUUUGUACAUUGUAUAUAAUACAAUACAUAUAUCACUCAUUUGCUA
Molecule: messenger RNA, 639 nt
Organism: Schizophyllum commune H4-8
Lineage: Eukaryota; Fungi; Basidiomycota; Agaricomycetes; Agaricales; Schizophyllaceae
Exons: 1
Coding region: 213-587 (124 amino acids)
Source: RefSeq, a predicted model, not a curated record